This is a messenger RNA of Odobenus rosmarus divergens (Pacific walrus), 1440 nucleotides long. It is a transcript of the gene BOD1, whose product is annotated as biorientation of chromosomes in cell division 1. The record is from RefSeq and is a predicted model, not a curated record. NCBI's taxonomy places the organism in Eukaryota, Metazoa, Chordata, Mammalia, Carnivora, Odobenidae. Bases 136 to 693 code for a protein of 185 amino acids. The transcript has 4 exons.
CCGCCGCCCCUUCCCUCCCCUCCUCUCCCGUCGCCGCCUUCUUCUUGGGCGCUUCUGCCACCUCUACACGAUCCAGGCCCUCUGUCCCUGAGAAGAAGUCGUGUUCAGUUUCCUUUGUGGGCCCAGGGCGCAGCCAUGGCGGACGGCGGAGGCGGCGGGGGCACGGGCUCAGUGGGUGGCGGCGGAGCGGGCCAGGCCUCGGCGGGGUCGGCGACAGGCGCGACGGGGGCCGGUGGGAGCGGCGGCCCCAUCAACCCGGCCUCCCUGCCUCCCGGCGACCCACAGCUCAUCGCUCUCAUCGUGGAGCAGCUCAAGAGCCGGGGCUUGUUUGACAGCUUCCGCCGGGACUGCCUGGCGGACGUGGACACCAAGCCAGCUUACCAAAACCUGAGGCAGAAGGUGGAUAAUUUUGUGUCAACACAUCUGGACAAGCAGGAAUGGAAUCCUACAAUGAACAAAAACCAGUUGCGAAAUGGUCUGAGGCAGAGUGUGGUUCAGUCAGGGAUGUUGGAAGCUGGAGUGGACAGAAUCAUUUCUCAAGUGGUGGAUCCCAAACUAAACCACAUCUUCAGACCACAGAUAGAAAGAGCAAUUCACGAGUUCCUGGCGGCCAAGAAGAAAGAAGCCGUGCCAGCGCCCCCUCCAGAGCCUGAGAGCCAGGACCCCCCAGCUCCCUCCCAGGAUGCUUCCUAAGAAUAUGUCUGACACCUUUUGGAAGCUCCAUUGAAUUAACCAUGAAGAAAUGGAUUCAGUUACUUAAGAGGACAACUUCAGAAUGAAGACAGGCUGAGGGCGUCACUGAUUUCAGCAUUCAGCCUUGACUGUGGGGCAGUGUCCAGAUCGAACAGGCAAUAACAGAGUGGACCGUGUGUGCCCCCUCAUUGUGCUGCCGUCUGGUCAGCCUGCCAAAGGGGGUGACACCCAGUAGACACUACAGAGAUAUAAAGAAACACUACGUCAGUCUGGGGUUGUCCUGAAACAAACCUUUAUACUUGAACUUGGAGACUGUGUGGAUUUUAGGGUUUGUGCUCGGGGAUCCCUAGAGGAGCUGUAGCUACAGUGAAGGAACGUAACCAGUUCCAAAGACGCAAUUUCAAAGAAUGACAGUAAAGGUUAGCAUGGAGUAGGAAUUAGUGCUUAUUUGUCAACUAGAAUGUAUAAGCUGUCAGCACCAACUAGCUCGAAAGUUGUCAUGACCCUCUUGUACAUGAAUCUUGUAGCUUCGGUUUCCUUUCCUCUGUAAGAGGUGACAACACAUGGGACCAUAGAAUGUGUGAGGAAGUGCAGACAUCAGGUAGAAGGAAAAACAUCUGCAGGCUGUCUGUCCAGGGCUGCUGCUUAUCCUGCAAGGGCUAGUGAGUCUUGGGUGUGUUUAUUUUAUUCUCACGUUUGCGUUUUUUAGAAAAGUUGAAUGAUCAAUAAAUAGCUUAAGUUUUGUAA